Oncorhynchus keta (chum salmon) is the source of this 2293-nucleotide messenger RNA. Its product is annotated as protein phosphatase 1D. Lineage: Eukaryota; Metazoa; Chordata; Actinopteri; Salmoniformes; Salmonidae. The coding region runs from base 179 to 1948 and encodes 589 amino acids. Gene Ontology annotation, molecular function: cation binding; mitogen-activated protein kinase binding; protein serine/threonine phosphatase activity. The transcript is spliced from 6 exons. Gene Ontology annotation, biological process: protein dephosphorylation. The record is from RefSeq and is a predicted model, not a curated record. Gene Ontology annotation, cellular component: cytosol; nucleus.
UAUUUUCACACAGGCGGUUCAAAUACCUUACGACCUAUCGUCGAAAAAUAAACAGAAGCAAAGAAGGAACGGGGAAAAAGGUUUUUCGAUCCAGAUAUCAUUGCACAUUUUGGCUUCAAACACGGCUUAGCAUAACCGGUGGACAAGUAUUUAUUGUAUAGCUUUGCUUGGAUUUUUCAUGGCCAUGAACGACGCAUUAAUUUUCCGAGUUAGUGCAUUCUCCGAGCAAGGGGGAAGGAGAUACAUGGAGGAUGUUAUUGAGUUUAAAGUGGAGUACGAACCGCCUGAACCAGAGGGUGGUCUGAGUUCGGUAGAACAACAAGGGGAGUCAAAAGUAGAGAAACAGGAGAAUGGUCAUACUGAGCAGACCAUAAUAAGCAAUUCCCCCGAAAACGUUCAAGAAUCGGUGCCUGUUAGUGCAAUGUGGACAGAAAACAUAACAUGUGAGAAGCAUGGUGACAUUUCCCAGGCAGAAGUUCCAGCAGUGCACACGGUCGUUCGGAAGUCUGUGGCGUUUUUUGGUGUAUUUGACGGUCACGGAGGGCGAGAAGCUGCUCAUUUUGCCCGAGACAAUCUGUGGGGUAUUCUGAAAAAGCAAAGGGGGUUUUGGUCAGAAGACCAAGGAGAAGUCUGUGAAGCAAUUCGAAAGGGGUUCAUUGCCUGCCACCAUGAUAUGUGGAAAGAGCUACCUGAGUGGCCCAAGACUCUGACCGGCCAGCCCAGUACUGCAGGAACAACGGCCAGUAUAGUGCUGAUCCGGGGGGAUCUGAUGUACGUAGCCCAUGUGGGGGACUCUGCAGUGGUUGUUGGGGUGAAAGAGCCUGGUGAAAAGAACAUCAGGGCCUUGGAAGUCACACAGGACCACAAACCUGAACUUCCCAAAGAGAAGGAGCGCAUUGAGAGACUUGGGGGCAGUGUAGUGAAGAAGUCCGGGGUGAACCGUGUGGUGUGGAAGAGGCCCAGACUGACCCACAAUGGCCCUGUCAGGAGGAGCACCGUCAUAGACCAGAUUCCCUUUCUCGCUGUGGCCAGAGCUUUGGGGGACCUGUGGAGCUAUGACUUCUACAGUGGGGAGUUUGUGGUCUCUCCAGAGCCUGAUGUCACUGUAAUGACCAUUGACCCUAAGAAGCACCGCUACAUCAUCCUGGGUAGUGAUGGCUUGUGGAACAUGAUGCCAGCUAAGGAUGCUGUCGCUAUGUGUGAGUGCCACGAUCAGAUGGUGGGCCCUAAGGGAUGGUCCUGUGCCAAACGGUUAGGAUGCACGGCCUUGCUGUUCUGGCGCCAGCGCAUGCUCCGUGCAGACAACACAACGGUCAUAGUGAUAACCGUGCAGCACCCUGAUGAGCCACCCAUGACCAUGCACCUACAGGAGCUCUAUGUCAAUAUGGCAGAGGGCCUUGAUAAGAUCCCCCCCGUUACAACCGCAAACUCUCCCUGCCGUUACGACGGCCCCAUUAUGCAGAACCCAGAGGUUAACACUGUGUCCUCUGUGGGUGAGCCUCUCCCCCUCCCAGCUCUGGAGUGGAGGAAUAGCCUGUGUGAGGCUGGUCUCUGUCCCCCUUCAGAGCCCCUGGCAGAGGUGGACUCACAGAGAGUGACCCCAACCGACAGAACCUUGAACGUUUGUUCAAUUGAAGGCACAGGGACUCCAGGGUUCUCAGCACCAUCCACCCCUCUGCUGAGGAGGCUUCGUAGGCCCCCACACACUCCCCUCUCCCCCAGCAUAGCACACCACAGCCUUGGUCGGUCCCUUCAUAGUCCCUUGUCUCCCAGGAUGCCUCGCCGCAGCCUGGCCCGUUCUCCACGCAGUCCCUUGUCCCCUAGAACGUCUCGCCGCAGACUCUGUGACCGAACCCCUCUGAGGCGAGGUGGAAAGGGACAGAGACGAUCCCCCAAUGUUCCCGUCAUCCUACCACAGAAACGCAAGGCUGCCUUGUGUGUGUGCUGAACCUCAUCUUACCACGGACGACAGAUUGACUAGGAUGAUGACCUUUAUCAUUCUGCAAAGAGAUGCAUAAGGGCAUCUGAACAUUGUGUGCUCAUGUAUCAACAAUAUGCCACUGUUCCAUUCAUAGGUUAAGUAUACUUUUAUAGUGGAGUCUGGUACCAUCUAAACAUUUUUGUAAAAAUGUGAUGUUUGUGAAUAUGCUUACUUUACAUCUUAAGUGUUUUUAUGAUCUUUUGUUUAUUAACUGUUUUAAUGGAAAACAUAUAUUUUAUCUAGUGUAUAUUGCUGGUCAUAUUUCCACCCCCUUUUUAUGUUUAAAAUAAUAAUAAUAAUAAAUCAAUCAAA